Lolium rigidum is the source of this 2270-nucleotide messenger RNA. RefSeq names its product DDT domain-containing protein DDB_G0282237-like. The transcript is spliced from 10 exons. Lineage: Eukaryota; Viridiplantae; Streptophyta; Magnoliopsida; Poales; Poaceae. The record is from RefSeq and is a predicted model, not a curated record. Bases 100 to 2016 code for a protein of 638 amino acids.
CCCGGCGACCCCCGCCUCUCCUCCGGCCGGCCGGUAUCGGCGGACUCUCUGGUGCGGGACGAAUUGUGCCUUUUGUAGAGGUUGUAUUUUAAGGACCUAAUGCCUCUCUUCAAGAGGACGCCUUUCUUCUUACUAGACCCGCCAAAGGACUUGGAUCCUAAGGAGAAGGUGUUUGAAGUUCGAUUUACAAAGGAGAUAUUUCGAGAUUACCAGGAAUACCUGAAUAGGUUGAACCUUUACCGUAGAAGAGUUUGGACAUGUAAGGUGUCUGGAAAAUCUAAUUUAACCUAUGAGGAAGCUUUGGUCUCAGAGCAGCGUGCCGCAGAGAAGGCUCAACAGCUGCCAAGAGAGCUAAUCUCUCCUGUUCUCCAGAUGGUUCAAUACAGUACUCUUAGCUUAACUGACCUUGUCAAUAAGAUUUAUGGCCGUCUGCAAGAGGAUCUGUUUGAAGGAUUAGAAUUACAUGCCAAAAAAGAUGGUUCGGAUGCUGCUUGCAAGAUUCUGAAGGUUAUAGGCUCUGGUAACACCACAAGCUAUGAGGUGGGCUGGACUGAUAAAGAGAAUGCAGUUAUCAGCACUUCAGUCCUCAGAGCUGAUGAUCUAAUUCGCAAGAAAGCACCUUCUGGUCGUAAUAUGCUGAAGCUUUUUAUCAGGGAAUCAACUUCGCAAAACUCUCCAUGGAUUGUACAUACGAGUCUUGCAAAGAAAUAUGGCAUACCCACUGAGCCUCCAGAAGGCAUGAUGAAUGGUGAAGGAUUGCCCAAAACGAGGAAAAGACUAGAGAAUGGGACCCUGGAAGAUGCCAGGAAAAGGUUGAAACAAGAUGAGGAACAACUAGUGCCAGUUAAAUACCCAAUUGAUGAUCUUUUAGUAAAGCCUGCAGCAGAUGACCCUGUUUUAUCAAAGAGAUGCCCAACAUCUACAGAUUUCAAAGUGCCUUUAUAUUCUGUGGGAGAUCUCCUGAUGGUCUGGGAUUUCUGCAUGUCUUUUGGGAGGCUAUUAUGCUUGUCACCAUUUUCCCUCUCAGAUCUGGAGAAUGCAAUUUGCCACAAAGAAAGUAAUGUUCUUAUUGUGGAAAUACAUACCGCACUUUUCCAUUUUCUCAUUAAAGAUGAAGGUGACUAUUUUACAAUUCUCCAGAACAAGAAGAGAAAAUCGAAGGUAUCUUUACUUACCUGGAAGGAGUAUCUAUGUGAUUUCAUGGAAAUGACAAGUAAAGACGAUUUCUCCCCUAGCCUAUCAACAGUGCGAAGGGGUCACUAUGGUCUUGUUGACACUGGCGUCAAACUUCAAAUUCUGCGGGAACUGGUAGAUGAAGCCAUUGCAACUACUGCUUUUAAAGAGAGAUUAGAAGAACGGAUUAAUCAGCAACAAGCAGUUGUAGCAGAAAAAAGAGAGGCUGCAAGAAAGAAUAAAGAAGAGCAGAAGCUGAACAUGGAAGGCGCAACAGAAAAGGAAAUGAAUCAUACAGAUUCUGUACCAGAUGGCAACGAGAGUGUUAAUGGUCAGCUUGUGGCAAAAGAAGGGAAGGAGAAGGAAAAUGCUCCUAGCAAAAAUGAAGAUGGUAAAUUGUAUCUGAGGAGGCAUCUUGCAAAAGAAAUGCUGGACCAAUCAGUUAGGACUAGUCCUCUGGGAAAAGACAGGUUAUAUAACAGGUAUUGGUUUUUUAGACGCGAAGGAAGAAUUUUUGUCGAAAGUGCAGAUUCCAAAGAAUGGGGGUACUAUAGCACCAAGGAAGAGCUUGCUGCGCUCGUUGGGUCUUUAAACAUUAAAGGCAUAAGGGAGAGAGCACUCAAACAACAACUUGAAAAGUUCUACGAGAAGAUAAGUAAUGCUCUGGAGAAGAGAUUGAAGGAGGUCACACAGAAGAUGUUACUAGAAGAGGCUGUGUUGCGACGUUCCUCUCGUGUACACGCUCAACCAAAGGACGGCUCUUCUGUGUCAUUCCUCGAUUAUGUCAACGCAUGGAAACCUGUUUCAAAGAGAAACAGGUGGAAAGAAAAUCGAGCUGUUUAGUUGAUAGAUAGGCUACCUCCUGUGUGGUAGGGGUUAAUUUUGGGGUUCCUGACAGGAGGAGUCUGUCAAGAAGACUCUCUUGCGCCCAAAUUUUGGACACAAAGGCAGUGAAACUCAAGCUGCCAGUAAAUUGACCCCGUCUUAGCAAGAGUUGCAGUUGGUAGAUUUGAGGCUUUAAAGCUGGUACUGAAAUGGGUAUUCGGUAGGUAGGAACCUGUUCAUAGGCAACAAAUGCAGUAUUUAUUUCAUGGAUU